Messenger RNA from Daldinia loculata, 456 nucleotides. RefSeq lists its product as uncharacterized. The coding region runs from base 1 to 456 and encodes 151 amino acids. The record is from RefSeq and is a predicted model, not a curated record. The transcript has 2 exons. NCBI's taxonomy places the organism in Eukaryota, Fungi, Ascomycota, Sordariomycetes, Xylariales, Hypoxylaceae. Gene Ontology annotation, molecular function: FMN binding; oxidoreductase activity.
AUGUCUCAGCUAUUAGAACCGGUCACGCUUGGUGACUCGAUACAAUUGCGCAAUCGAGUAUGUAUGGGAGCUAUGACGCGAAAUCGAUGUAUCGAUGAUAAUAAGCCUACAAGCGCGAGUGCUAAAUACUACGCUGAUCGCGCCCAAGAUGGAGCUGGCUUGAUCGUUGCUGAGGGGACAUUUGUAUACUACAAUGGUGCGGAAUGGCCUCAUACGCCAGUUAUGUUCAACCAUGAUCACGCAGCUGCAUGGAAAAAGGUCACGGAUGCUGUCCACGGUGUACACGGCAAGAUAUUCUUCCAGCCAUGGCAUCCUGGACGGAUUCAAAACGACAACAUGCCAAUGCUCAAGAAGCAUGAUUAUCCAGUGUAUGCACCAUCUAAGAUCCCAGCAGCUGGAGGCGAGUACCGUACACUUGAAGGGUGCCCUGUGAGUAAGAAGAAGACAAUUAUCUAA